ACUGGAGCAGCUGCAGGCGACUCUCCUCUUCCUCCUCCUUUCUCCACCGCGAUGCCUUCUUUGCAACCAAUGCAGAGGACCUUUCCUUUGCCCAGGCAGGAGUCCCUCGCCUCUCCUUUGGUGCUCAACCCUUUUGUGCAAGAGACCCAGCUGGAUGCAAAAGCCAAGAGCAAGACUUUCGUCUUUGGACUUUUUCUGUUCCCAUUGCGGGCCAUAUGCAUGUUGGUAAUUUUCCUAAUGGCUUGGCCAUUUGCAUUUCUGGCAACUUUCGACAUCCCAGAGAAGGGGACAAUGCCACUUUUGGGAUGGAAAAGGAAGCUGUCCUAUUCUGCCCUCACCUUUUUUGGCCAUGUCCUCUACUUUGUGAUGGGCUUCCGGGUCAAAGUGAAGGGGAAAGUGGCCAGUCCUAAGGAGGCACCGAUCCUCGCUGCAGCACCUCAUUCAAGUUUCUUCGAUGGCAUCGUCUCCAUCGCGGCAGGUUUGCCAUCAAUAGUAUCUAGGCAAGAGAACCUUUCGUCUCUCUUUCUUGGCAGGUUCCUCAGUUCGCUCCAGCCUGUCGUGGUAUCCCGCGUCGACCCUGAUUCUCGGAAGAACACAAUAACUGAAAUAACUAGACGAGCAACUUCAGGAGGCCUGUGGCCCCAGAUACUGAUUUUUCCAGAAGGUACAUGUACAAACCGUUCGUGUCUGAUCACUUUUAAACAAGGGGCAUUUAUUCCUGGCGUUUCUGUUCAGCCUGUGCUUAUUCGGUACCCAAACAAACUGGACACAGUCACAUGGACUUGGCAAGGCUACAGCUUCACAGAGGCAUUAGUCCUUACUCUCUCCCAGCUUGUUACAAAGGUUGAAGUGGAGUUUCUCCCCGUCCACGUUCCAACCGAGGAAGAGAAGAAAGAUCCGAUACUAUUUGCUAACAGAGUCCGUAGCAAAAUGGCAAGUGCUUUGGGUGUACCUGUUACAGACCAUACGUAUGAAGACUGCAGGCUGAUGAUCUCUGCAGGGCGGUUGACAUUGCCUAUGGAAGCCGGCUUGGUAGAAUUCACGAAAAUUAGCAAGAAGCUGAAUCUGAAAUGGGACAAUAUCAGAGAGCAGUUGGAUCAGUUUGCUGCCAUCGCCAAUGCUUCCAAAGGCGGCAGGAUUGGAAUCGAGGAGUUUGCCAAUUACUUGAAGCUGCCAGUCUCUGACGUUCUCCAUGAGCUGUUUGCCCUUUUUGACAGAAAUGGAGAUGGUUCUAUAGACUUCAGAGAAUAUGUGAUCGGCUUGUCUGUUCUCUGUAAUCCUGCAAAUACGGAACAGACCAUUCAAAUGGCAUUUCAACUCUUUGACAUUGAUGAAGAUGGCAUCAUAACAGAAGAUGAAUUUGCUUUAAUUAUCCGUUCAUCACUUGGCCUUCCUGAUCUUGAUAUUUCUGACCUUUUCAAGGAAAUAGAUGCUGAUAAGACAAACAAACUCUCCUAUGAAGAGUUCAAGGAUUUUGCUCUGAAGCAUCCUGAAUACGCCAAGCUAUUUACAACGUAUCUGGAGCUGCAGCGCUCUCAGCUAUUCACAGAGACUGAAUUUGAACCGGUGCCCACACCAAAAAUGCCAGUUUCCGAAAAGACCUCUGUGCCCAGAAAUAAAGUCUGUCCUCAGACCACUGAAGAUGAUCACUCAAGUGUCUCCGAUAAAAAAGAAGACUGAAUCGGAAAGGCCUAAAAUAUCUAUGCAAUUUUUAAUGUGUGUAAGGAUUCUUUUUUAAAAGUUCAACAUUAUUUGUUCUUUUUUCACAGAAGAUGAUAACAUUUUUUUAAAGAAAAACACCAUACAUUUCAAAGCUGUUUUUAAUUUAUAAAUUAUCCUAUUUGGGGCCGGAUUUGCACUUUUUGCCCCAGGCUACUAAUACGGAGCUGAAAUGCAACAUAUGAACUGUUUCCUUGGAUAAGUAAAGAUUUUUGGAGCAGAAAGCUUCUUCUUUCUGUGUGGCAGAAGUUUUCCCAUUAUUAAGGACUUUUUCUAGGGAACAGGACUUUUUCCUUUCAACUUUGGGGAACCUUGGGUUUUAAGCAAAGGACUUGAAAUCUUGAGAUCAAAAAUGAAGAGGGCUGAAGCUUUGCAGAUGGCUGUUUUCUUCACAAUGGGACAAACUCACUAUCUGCUCCAGCUUCUUGGUCCACUUCACUGUCUCACAGUCUAUGCAGGGGCCACCUGCAUAGACUGAUUUCCCCUAUCAUUUCAAUCCUCCUUCUUUCCAUUGGUCAUAAUGUGACUAUAUACCACAGUUACUUAUAUGAACCAAAAAAGAAAACCCUUACGUAGCACCUCCAGGUCUUCUGGGAAGAUCUGCAACCAUCCAUUUCUGCACCAUGGCACCUGUCUGCACAGGCAUCCCACUAGGCCACCUAGCAUGUCUGCUGCUGCUGUAGGUCACUCAUCCUAAAGUCAGAGGGAAGCACCCAGCAUAUCAAAGAAUCAUAGAGUUGGAAGAGACCACAAGGGCCAUCCAGUCCAAACCCUUGCCAUGCAGGAAAUCUAAAUCAAAGCAUCCCUGAGAGAUGGCCAGUCACCUCAUUCUGACCUCAGAGGUGAGUAAGCCACAGCAGCGGUGAAAAUACUGGGCAGCCCAGCAGGACAUCCAUGCAGACAGCCACCAUAGUGUAGAAACAGAGGCCAAGGUAACAGGCCAGUUGGGCCAGUUUCAGGGCCAGGAUACUCUGGGCUGCUCCUGGAAUAUCUUGACCAGUGCAGAUAAAGCUUUAGCAAUAUACAUUGCUAAGGAUGCAGUGGCUCAGUUGUUUAGAUUCUGACUCUGACGAUGGCAAGGUUGUCAGUUCGAGACCCAAGCACUGUGUGACAGAGUGAGUUUCCAUCACUAGUCCCAGCUUCUGACAACCUAGCAGUUCAAAAGCACAUAAAAAUGCAGGUAAAUAAAUAGGUACCACUUCAGUGGGAAGGUAACUGUUCUGUGCAGUCAUGCUGGCCACACAACCACAGUGUUGUUUUUGACAACACUGGCUCUUCAGCUUAGUAAUGGAGAUGAGUACAGGCCCCUACAGUAGGACAUGACUGGACAACCUUGCCAAAGGGGGAAACUGUAUCUUUAAUUAAGUCAUGCCUCCUGGAUUGACGCUCCCCCCAUCCUGUCUUACAGGACCGCAGCCACUGCAAGCAAUGGAGAUCUCUUUUCCUAUCAACUGAGAUACAUCAGACUGACUUUUCCCAGCAGCUUUCUCUGGUAUGCGUUGGAAUUGUAACUGGGAUCCUGCUUCUGAUACUCAUGCCAGAAAUUACUAGUGAGAGUAGGAUGGAAACAUCAGUCUAUUGUGUUCCAGUUGAUAGGAGAACAGACCUCCAUUGCUGACAGCAGCUGAUGCCUGGUAAAGUAGGACAAGGGGACUUUUGCAAUCCCUACAUAUUUCUUACAUUAUUGAAUACAUGUUUAUUUAUUUUAAUUUUAUUUUCUUACAUCCCUCCUUUCUCCCAAUAUAGGGACUCAUAGGGAUCACUGUAGGGUAAGCAGCAUUCAUACCUAAAAUCAUGAAUUCCCAUCAGUAUCAUUUCUGACUACCAUUUACAUGUUCUUGUAAUUUUUAUCUGCCACUGGGUAGCAUUUGCUAUUACACACUAUAGCCAUGGUUUGAUAGAAAUUAAAGAAUGAACUUUACAGAAUCUUCAACCAUUUUAGCAUCAAUAAAUGACUUUUCCCUUUUGUUGUUCAGUGUUAACCCAUUAACUCUUAACACUCCAUGUUUCAAGCUCCAAUUUGGAGAAGGGAGAGAACCUACAGCCGGGGAGACUUUGAUCUUGUCACCACACUGAAAAACUGUUGUACAAUAUCUUUGUACAAUGAGAACCUACUCAGGAGGUUUUGAUCUUGACACCACACUGAAAAGCCAUUGUACAUUGCACUUUCCCCUCCACUUUUCAGAACGGAAAUAAUGGCUAUAGUUGUGCCUCUCGGAUAUUUCACUCACCUGGCCACCUUGAGAUGGUCUGUUUGGGACUGAAAAGAAAGAUGUAAAUAUUAUAAUAUGCAAAUAUAAAAUAAAAUAAAGGAUGUCUUUGCACUUAAUAGUUACAUUCCUGCUGAAAGUAAGUAACUUUCUUUCAGUCUCCAAAUAUCUAGCAUGGCAGAGUGAGACUUUUAAAAUCAUUUAUACCUAGAACUGUGUUAUUUCUGUUUGAAUUUCCUUGUUAGCUUUGCCUGCCCUUUUUGUUUGCAUAUAAAAACUCUCCAAAUGCUCAACUGAACUUCAUGUUACUGCAAUGACAGAAAGUUGGGGACUGAAGGAAAAUUUGAGAUGGGGGAUAGAAUUCUUAUUCACCCCCAUAACUAGAUAUCUGUGGCUAUAAUGAAUGCUAACCUUUCAAGUGAUCUAGGAUCCCUUGUACAUUCAGAGUUGGAUCUAAGCCUUUGGGUGCUUCCAAACAAGACUUCUGUCCUACCUCAUAGUCAAUAUCAGUUCAGUCAAUAUCAGCCUGAUUCCUAUUUGUUUAAUCUGGAGUAAAUCUGAUAAAUUAAUGGAAUAGAUCCUACUUGUUGAUUCCCCAUUUAAUACUUGAUUCACUAUGUUUGCUCUAGUUGAAAAUAACUAUUAGAAUUCGGAUCCUUGACUUCCACUUGUAAUAACCAGCCAUGUUUCCCCAUUACUUCUAUAAUCGUCUUUUGUAAUGCAGAAAAUCUGUUAAAGAGUAAAAAGAUGGAAAGGAUCUGUACUCCUGGGAGUACUAAUCUGUACUAAUCUUCUAAUUGUAUUCCUGGGAGCCUUCCAUCAGGAAGCACCCCGAGUUUCACAUAGUAGUAACUAUAACCCAUAAGUCCUGGGUAGGAUUUUGCCAUCCAAGUUAACAGAUAGUUGUGCUAUAUUGUUUAUUGUGUCUUACUGUGCCAUGUAUAUCAAAACAUUUUCUCUCCAAAGUCUGUGGUUUUUUUAUGUCUGUGUUUUGAAAUAAAUAUUUAAACCCUG
This is a messenger RNA of Sceloporus undulatus (fence lizard), 4943 nucleotides long. It is a transcript of the gene LPCAT2, whose product is annotated as lysophosphatidylcholine acyltransferase 2. The record is from RefSeq and is a predicted model, not a curated record. The transcript has 14 exons. Bases 52 to 1680 code for a protein of 542 amino acids. Lineage: Eukaryota; Metazoa; Chordata; Lepidosauria; Squamata; Phrynosomatidae. Gene Ontology annotation, cellular component: endoplasmic reticulum. Gene Ontology annotation, molecular function: calcium ion binding; 1-acylglycerophosphocholine O-acyltransferase activity.